Helobdella robusta is the source of this 1725-nucleotide messenger RNA. RefSeq lists its product as hypothetical. The record is from RefSeq and is a predicted model, not a curated record. Bases 1 to 1725 code for a protein of 574 amino acids. The transcript has 4 exons. Lineage: Eukaryota; Metazoa; Annelida; Clitellata; Rhynchobdellida; Glossiphoniidae.
AUGGAUCAACAUGGUGUCAGACAUUAUUCAUGGUUUGGUUAUUAUUAUGCCUUCAAUAAGUUGAGCUGCAACAACGAAAACAUUGACGAAACCUUACAGGAAAAUCCAAAAUACGGAAGGGAGUUAAGCCAACGUAAUGAUGAAUAUUCAAACAAGGAGACAGAUGAUGAAACGAAUCCCAUUAUCCAUCGCAAUUAUCACUUAGAUACUAUUAAACCACCGGCUCCUACUUUCUGGUCAUCAUCGUCAUCUUCAUCAUCUUUAUCAUCAUCAUCUUCUUUUCAUGAAAUUAAUAAUGAUGAUACCGAUGUUGUUCAUAUUGGUGAAAACAAAAGCGAUCAUCACAAACAUGUAAGCGAUGACAAAAACAGUUCAUGGGUCAGGUUGAAGAGAUCAGAUUAUUUUCAUUAUAGAGAGGAGGAUGCUGGGUCAGGUUUCCACAAGGAGGAUGCUGGGUCAGGCUCCCUUAAGAGACAAGCUGUCUACAUGACAGAUGCAUCCGACCUCACUGAUGGAGACACCAUCAACAACAUCACUGACAAUACCAUUACAACCAGCAACAAUAUCAACAAUGAAAUAGAUGUUAGCAACAGCAACAUAGACAACAACGUUAUAAUUAAAUGCGAUGCAAUGAAAAAAGUUGACCCCAACACAUCAACGAUGCAACGUGGUCGUAAUGAAGAUUCUGAAAUUUUAAAAAAUAAAAAUUGCAACAUCGGAUCAAAUGAUAUAAAUUUGCAAGACUACAUUUUAAUCAAGCCUGAUAUAAAAUCAAUGAAAAAAGUUGAAAAGUUAGUAAAAAAAUCCAUGAAGAACAAGGAUGAGAUGGGUAAGUUGGAACGAAAAAUGAAAAUGUUCAAAGAGGCUGAGAAAUAUCACGAAAAUUUAAAAAAUGUUACAAGUGAUGCUACUCACAUCGUUAAGAACGACAACCUCGCUGUAAACACACAAACAAAAAUCAAUUCGAACCUUGCCAUAAAAAACUUUGAACUGGAAUACCAACUGAAGCGGGAGCUGAAUGCCAAGAUUUUCGAGCUGACAACAAGGAUGCAACAACUGAAACUAAAAGUGAAUUCCUGCGAUCAACUGUUGGACGAUUAUUGCACGAACAUGUUGGAUACGCAGGUCAAAAUUGUGGAGUUGGGCGAGCAAAUGAAAAAAAUUGUGGAUAAGAAGGUGUAUGAUGUCGUCAAUGAACUGCAGUGUCAAUCCCUUCAAUAUUGUCAACAGGCCGAAAAUAAAAAAACUGACUACAUCAAGAUUAUUAAAAAUUUAGGAAAACUAAGAAACAAGUUUGUAGGUUUGAAAUAUAAAAAAGAAGGGUUAAUCUUACAUAUGGAUUCCCUGGAUAAAUUCAACGCUUGCUACAACAAUGUGGACUUUCGAACUUGUGAUAAUGAAAUCGCCAACGAUUUUGAAGUGAAAAACAGGCGAAAGGUUCAUUUCGAGGAAUGCGAUGUCAAUCAUUGGAAGAAUUUAUGCUUGGGUUCUUUGAAACACUUCUCAGUGAAUUUUGCAAACAGAUGGGUCUUGAGAUCCGUUCUGAUCUUCGUAAGUAAUGGAGAAGUAGUCAGAGAAGGAGGUAGAGAGUUCCAGAGAAAAGACCCAAAAAAAGCAAGCGCAGAUUUAGCAAAAGAGUGUUUAAGACGAGUUAAGAAAAAGCAGCCAGUGCAAGAGAACAAGACAUGGAAAUAUAUGAGAAAAGAAGCUGGCACGAGCAACUAG